UCAGCACAGUGAGUGUAGUAGCAGUUUACGUAUUGAUGUUAGCGAGCUAGCCUAGUAAAAUACAGUCCAGACAUAGAAAGACAUUUGUCGUAAAGCAGUAUAUUUGUAGAGCUAUUACAUUGGGAAACGGUAGAGUUUAUAUUCGUUGCAGAGAAUACGUUUAACACAAUGGACUUCACUUGGAUUGUUUUACUUUCUCGAAGUUCCUACGAUUGAAGGAGUAAUGACAAUGACAGUUCCCUUGCCUGUGAGAGGAGGCUACACUGGAAUACAGCUGUUCUGUGACCAAAACAAGGGACCUUGAAGAACCACAGCCUGUGUGACAGAGGACUUGCAUUGUGGAGUUUUUGGGGAGAGUAGGAGGCAGUACACUUGGGUAAAGAAACACUAAGGCAAGGUGGAGAUGUUUGCCAAACUGAAAAAGAAGAUUGCUGAGGAGGCAGCCACAGCCCCCCGGACCGGAGUCCGCAUGCUUCGCUCCUACAGCAAAGAGUCCAUUACGUCAGUGGGGGCAGACUCGGGGGAUGAUUUUGCCUCUGAUGGCAGUAGCUCCAGGGACGACCUCUCCUCCCAGAUCCUCAGAAGGAAUGAUCAGAUUCGCAAGCUGGAGGCCAAACUAUCAGACUACGCUGAGCAGCUCCGACUUAUGCAGAAGACCAAGGACAAGCUUGAAAUUGCAUUAGAAAAACAUCAGGAUUCCUCCAUGAGGAAACUGCAGGACCAGAAUGAGACUCACCAGGCCAAUAGAGCCAAAAUGGCCGAAGGCAUGGCUUUGGCACUGGACAAGAAGGAUCAGGAAUGGAUGGAAAGGAUAUCUACGCUGGAGCAGGAGAAAGCGUCUCUGUCUGUGAGGCUAGAUGAUAUGAUGGAGCAGAGCCUUACUCUGUUCCAGAAGAGGGAUGACCUGGACGAGCUGGAGGGCUUCCAGCAGCAGGAGCUCGCCAAAGUCAAACACAUGUUACUGAGCAAGGAGGAGCAGCUGGUCCAGCGGGAGCGAGUGCUCCACCAGAAGGGUGCCGAGCUGCAGAUGGCCAAGAAGGGUCUGGCCGAAGCCCAGGAGCAGCUGCGGGCUCUGGGAGAGGAGCAUCAGGAAAGUUGCAGGCUCAACACGGAGCUGGAGAUGGAGAGAGAGGAGCUGCUGGAGGUCAGGGAGGAGGCUGAGAAGAAGAUUAGUGAGCUGGAGGGCAGAGGACAGAACCUGCAGAAGGUCAUCCAACAGGUAUCUGAGGACUUCCAGAAGUCGCAGAGCAGGGCAGCAGCUGUAGAGAAGUCUCUCCGUACGUUACAAAUAGAGAACAAUGCCCUGAAGCUGGAGCAACACAAAGCUGCAGUGACUGAUGAGGACAAGGAGCGUGUGCUGCUGGACCUGCAGGAGAAGAACUCCUCUCUGGAGAGACGUCUGCAUGGUAACCUGAGUGAAGACGAGCUCCUCCAGGAGCUGCUCAAAGAGAAGUCCACUCUGGAGCAGAGGCUGGAGGACACGAGAGUUGAGCUGCUGGAGGCACGCACCAACCAUGCAGACACGGUUAGCUCUUUGGAGACUCAGAUAUCCAGACUCAACAACAACGUGACUGAACUACAGACCCUGCUACGACACAAAGACGACUCCUCCAAGAACUACAGAGAGAGAACGGACGCACAGAUAGCAGGUCUGGAACAGCAGGUGCAGGAGAGCAAUGAGAGGCUCAAGAACACUGAGCAGCAGAUCUCUGACAAACAAGCACAUCUAGACAAACUGGCAGAGUGGAGUGUGGAGAGGGACAGUCUGCAGCAGCAGGUGUCUGCAGAGCGGCAACAGGGCCAGGAGAGGGCAGGUCGGCUGGAGGAGCAGCUCACUGCACUGCAGACAGAGAGAGACACCGAACACACCUCUGCCCAAGCCAGGAUUAGUGAGUUGGAGCAAGAGAGAGCGUCUCUGCUGAGGGGGAGGGAUAAAGCUGACGUGGCUCUGAGGAGGCAGGCAGAGGAGCUGGAGCAGGCCAGGUCAGAGCUGAGCAGCAGGCAGACAGUGAGUGUGGAGAUAGCCAUGGCUCUGGAGGACACCAGGAGACAGAAGGAGGAGCUCCAACUACAGGUAGUAGAGAUGAUGGCGUCACUUCAAACAACAUCGCAGGAACUGGCCCACGUCACUGAGCAGCUGAAGCGGAAAGAAGAGGAUCUCCAAACACUUCGCAAUGAGCUGCAGAGCGCCCAGAGCUCCCUGUCCCAGCUGCAAGAGGAGGGGCUGCAGGCAGCAGCCCAGGAGAGACAGGAGGAGAAGGACAGCCAGCUGGUCAGCUUGAGGCAGGAGCUCCUAACCCAGAACGAGCAGUUGGACUCCUGCCAGUUACGGGUAUCAGAGCUGGAGGUAGAGGUAGAGACUCUGACGUUGCAGCAGACUCCAGAGCUGUGUGAACUGGACCAGAAUGGGACUGUGACGGUGGAUGACCUGGACCACAUGCAGAAGGCCAACCGAGACCUGGAGCAGCAGCUCAGUGACAAGAACAAGACCAUUAAGCAGCUGCAGCAGAGGCUAGCAGAGCUAAAGAGGACCUUGCAGAAGGAGCUGAAGCUGAAACCUGAAACAGAGUCCGAUGGGAAAGAGAGGGCCCAAGAAGGGAGAGGAGAGAGGCAAGAGAGGCCAGACAGAAUCUUUACAGAGCCCGCUCCAGGCCCGGCCCCGGGCCCAAACACCACUGUCACCAACACAUCUGAUCUCAAUGACUCACGAGAGAUCAACUUUGAGUACCUCAAACACGUGGUGCUAAAAUUCAUGUCAUCCAGAGAGGCUGAGGCCUAUCAGCUGAUCAGAGCAGUGUCUGUGUUGCUGAACUUCACUGGUGAGGAAGAGGACAUGUUGAAGCAGACUCUGGAGUACAAGAUGUCCUGGUUUGGAUCCAAGCCUUCUCCGAAAGGUAUUGUCCGGCCAUCAGUUUCAGGGGCACCUGCUCACUGGAGCUGAGGGGACCAAGAGAGGAAGAGGGGACAGACACACAAACAUUACUUUUAUCAUGUGUUUGCAUGACUUCUCCCACCACUGUGGCAACCAAAUGAACAUUGUAAAGAGGACACAACCCAAGCUUUAAAAUGGUUUCUGACAUGACACAGAUUCCUAUGUACUGUAGCUCCUCAAUCACUCCUGAGAAUUAUUUUUUCUUCAUCUUCAAGAGAAAAGAGAAUGGCUCUACAAUGACUUAGAGGGGCAAAGUCUUGUUAAUAUGGUCUGUUUUUGUUUGGUUUUUUUUUUAUUUUAUUUACAAGUAAAAUGUUAACCUUAAGAGAAACGCUCCUCCCUCCCCUUGGAAUGAGUUUAACAUUAGAUCUAGCUCUGUCAUGGACACAGUACAAGUACACUACAUUACCAAAAGUAUGUGGACAUCUGCUUGUCGAACAUCUCAUUCCAAAUUCAUGGGCAUUAAUAUGGAGUUGGUCCCACCUUUGCUGCUAUAACAGCCUCUACUCUUCUGGGAAGGCUUUCCACUAGACGUUGGAACAUUGACGCCGGGGACUUGCUUACAUUCAGCUAAAAAAACAUUAGUGAAGUCGGGCACAGAUGUUGGGUGAUUAGGCCAGGCUCGCAGUCGGCGUUCCAAUUCAUACCAAAGGUGUUUGAUGGGGUUGAGGUCAGGGCUCUGUGCAGGCCAGUCAAGUUCUUCCACACCGAUCUCAACAAACCAGUUCUGUAUGAACCUCAUCUUGGGCACGUGGGCAUUGUCAUGCUGAAACAGGAAAGGGCCUUUUCCAAAUUGUUGCCACAAAGUUGGAAGCACAGAAUCGUCUAGAAUGUAAUUGUAUGCUGUAGC
Messenger RNA from Salvelinus namaycush (lake trout), 3782 nucleotides. It is a transcript of the gene golga1, whose product is annotated as golgin A1. The record is from RefSeq and is a predicted model, not a curated record. The coding region runs from base 404 to 2941 and encodes 845 amino acids. The transcript is spliced from 24 exons. Gene Ontology annotation, cellular component: Golgi apparatus. NCBI's taxonomy places the organism in Eukaryota, Metazoa, Chordata, Actinopteri, Salmoniformes, Salmonidae.